Messenger RNA from Molossus molossus (Pallas's mastiff bat), 4098 nucleotides. It is a transcript of the gene FLT4, whose product is annotated as fms related receptor tyrosine kinase 4. The transcript has 30 exons. Gene Ontology annotation, molecular function: transmembrane receptor protein tyrosine kinase activity; ATP binding. NCBI's taxonomy places the organism in Eukaryota, Metazoa, Chordata, Mammalia, Chiroptera, Molossidae. The record is from RefSeq and is a predicted model, not a curated record. Gene Ontology annotation, biological process: protein phosphorylation; multicellular organism development; positive regulation of kinase activity. Bases 1 to 4098 code for a protein of 1365 amino acids. Gene Ontology annotation, cellular component: signaling receptor complex.
AUGCAGCAGGGCGCCGCGCUGUGUCUGCGCCUGUGGCUCUGCCUGGGACUCUUCAACAGUGAGCGCGGUCUGGUGAGUGGCUACUCCAUGACCCCCCCAACCCUGAACAUCACAGAGGAGACACACGUCAUUGACUCCAGUGACAGCCUGUCCAUCUCCUGCAGGGGGCAGCACCCCCUCCAGUGGGCCUGGCCAGGGGCUCUGGAAGUGCCAGCCAUGGAGGAAAAGGACAGUGAAGACACGGGGUUCAUUCGAGACUGUGAAGGCACGGAUGCCAGGCCCUACUGCAAGGUGCUGCUGCUUCCCAAGGCCCAUGCCAGUGACACGGGCAGCUAUGGCUGCUACUACAAGUACAUCAAGGCCCGCAUCGAGGGCACCACCGCAGCCAGCACCUAUGUGUUCGUAAGAGACUUGGAGCAGCCAUUCAUCAACAAGCCAGGGACGCUCCUGGUCAACAGGAAGGACUCCAUGUGGGUGCCCUGCCUGGUGUCCAUCCCAGGCCUCAACAUCACUCUGCGCUCGCAAAGCUCAGUACUGAGGCCUGACGGGCAGGACGUGGUGUGGGAUGACCGCCGGGGCAUGCGGGUGCCCACUCCACUGCUGCGUGACACCCUGUACCUGCAGUGCGAGACUACUUGGGGCGGCCAGGCCUUCCUAUCCAACCCUUUCAUCGUGCACAUCACAGGCAACGAGCUCUAUGACAUCCAGCUGUUCCCCAAGAAGUCAAUGGAGCUACUAGUCGGGGAGAAGCUGGUCCUGAACUGCACCGUGUGGGCCGAGUUCAACUCUGGCGUCACCUUCAGCUGGGACUACCCAGGGAAACAGGCUGAGCGGGGAAAGUGGGUGCCGGAGCGGCGCUCCCAGCAGACUCACACAGAGCUCUCCAGCAUCCUGACCAUCCACAACAUCAGCCAGCACGACCUAGGCCCAUACACAUGCGAGGCCAACAAUGGCAUCCAGCGGUUCCGGGAAAGCACCGAGGUCAUUGUACAUGAAAAGCCCUUCAUCAGCGUUGAGUGGCUCAAGGGUCCCAUCCUGGAAGCCACAGCAGGAGACAAGCUGGUGAAGUUGCCCGUGAAGCUUGCAGCGUAUCCCCCACCAGAGUUUCAAUGGUACAAGGACAGAAAGGCUGUGUCAGGGCGCCACAGUCCACAUGCCCUAGUGCUCAAGGAGGUGACAGAGGCCAGUGCAGGCAUCUACACCCUCGCCCUGUGGAACUCCAUGGCCGGCCUGAAGCACAACAUCAGCCUGGAGCUGGUGGUGAAUGUACCCCCCAACAUCCAUGAGAAGGAGGCCUCCUCCCCCAGCAUCUACUCCCGCCACAGUCGCCAGGCCCUCACCUGUACUGCCUAUGGGGUGCCCGCUCCUCUCAGCAUCCAGUGGUACUGGCGGCCGUGGACACCCUGCAAGACCUUCUCCCAACGCAGCCUCAGCCGACGGCAACAGAGAGACCACAUGCCACAGUGCCGGGACUGGAGGGAGGUGACCACGCAGGAUGCUGUGAACCCCAUUGAAAGCCUGGAUACCUGGACUGAGUUUGUGGAGGGGAAAAAUAAGACGGUGAGCAAGCUGGUGAUCCAGGAUGCCAAUGUGUCUGCCAUGUACAAAUGCAUGGUCUUCAACAAGGUGGGCCAGGAUGAGCGGCUCAUCUAUUUCUACGUGACCACCAUCCCUGAUGGCUUCAGCAUUGAAUCCGAGCCAUCGGAGGAGCCCCUAGAGGGCCAGGCUGUACGCUUGAGCUGCCAAGCAGACAACUACACUUAUGAGCAUCUGCGCUGGUACCGACUCAACCUAUCCACACUGCAUGAUGCACACGGAAACCCACUGCUGCUCGAUUGCAAGAACGUGCACCUAUUUGCCACACCACUGGCUGCCAGCUUGGAGGAAGGGGCACCGGGGGCACGCCACACCACACUCAGCCUGACCAUCCCCCACGUGGCACCAGAGCAUGAGGGCGACUACGUGUGCGAGGUGCAGGACCGUCACAGCCAUGACAAGCAUUGCCACAAGAAGUACCUGUCAGUGCAAGCCCUGGAAGCCCCACGGCUUACACAGAACUUGACCGACCUCCUGGUGAACGUGAGCGACUCCCUGGAGAUGCGGUGCCCUGUGGCCGGGACGCACGUGCCCAGCAUCAUGUGGUACAAAGACGAGAGGCUGCUGGAGGAAAAGUCCGGAAUCGACCUGGCGGACUCCAACCAAAAGCUGAGCAUCCAGCGCGUGCGCGAGGAGGACGCAGGCCGCUAUCUGUGCAGUGUGUGCAACGCCAAGGGCUGCGUCAACUCUUCUGCCAGUGUGGCGGUAGAAGGCUCCGAGGAUAAAGGCAGCAUGGAGAUCGUGAUUCUUGUCGGCACCGGGGUCAUAGCCGUCUUCUUCUGGGUCCUCCUCCUCAUCAUUUUCUGUAACAUGAGGAGGCCAGCCCAUGCAGACAUCAAGACCGGCUACCUGUCCAUCAUCAUGGACCCCGGGGAGGUACCUCUGGAGGAGCAGUGUGAAUACCUAUCCUAUGACGCCAGUCAGUGGGAGUUUCCCCGGGAUCGGCUGCACCUCGGGAGAGUUCUGGGCCACGGGGCCUUUGGGAAGGUGGUAGAAGCUUCUGCUUUUGGAAUCAACAAGGGCAGCACCUGUGACACUGUGGCUGUGAAAAUGCUGAAAGAGGGCGCCACAGCUAGCGAGCACCGCGCCCUGAUGUCGGAACUCAAGAUCCUAAUCCACAUUGGUAACCACCUCAACGUGGUCAACCUUCUGGGGGCGUGCACCAAGCCUAAUGGUCCCCUCAUGGUGAUCGUAGAGUUCUGCAAAUACGGCAACCUCUCCAACUUUUUGCGCGCCAAGCGGGAGACCUUCAGCCCCUAUGCAUACAAAUCCCCGGAGCAUCGAAGGCGCUUCCACGAAAUGGUGCAGGGUGCCAAAGCAGAUUGGUGGAGGCCCGGGAGCAGUGAAAGGGACCUCUUAAGAAAGUUCCUGGAGGGCAAGAGCAAGGCGGGGCAGGCCACUCUGGUCCAAGAAGCCGAGGACCUGUGGGUCAGCCCUCUAACCAUGGAAGACCUCGUCUGCUAUAGCUUCCAGGUGGCCCGAGGGAUGGAGUUCCUGGCCUCCCGCAAGUGCAUCCACAGAGACCUGGCUGCUCGGAACAUCUUGCUGUCAGAAAGCGAUGUGGUGAAGAUCUGCGACUUUGGCCUCGCCCGGGACAUCUAUAAGGACCCUGACUACGUGCGCAAGGGCAGCGCCCGGCUGCCCCUGAAGUGGAUGGCACCUGAGAGCAUCUUUGACAAGGUGUAUACCACACAGAGUGAUGUCUGGUCCUUUGGGGUGCUACUCUGGGAGAUCUUCUCCUUGGGGGCCUCCCCGUACCCUGGGGUACAGAUCAAUGAGGAAUUCUGCCAGCGGCUGAAGGAGGGCACCCGGAUGAGGGCCCCAGAGUUGGCCACUCCUGCCAUAUGGCGCAUCAUGAUGAGCUGUUGGUCUGGAGACCCCAAAGAGAGGCCUGCCUUCUCAGAGCUGGUGGAGAUGCUGGGGGACCUGCUCCAGGGCAGGGGCCAGCUGGCGGAGGAGGACUGCAUGGCACCCAGCCGCUCGUGUUUGGAGGAGGGCAGCUUCUUGCAGGUGUCCACCACAGCCCUGCAUGUCGCUGAGGCUGACACCACCAAGGAGGGCAGCUGGUCGAGCCUGUACCGGCACAGCCUGGCUGCCAGAUAUUACAACUGUGUAUCCUUUCCUGGGAGCCUGCCCAGAGGGACUCAGACCCAGGGACCAUCCAGGAUGAAAACGUUUGAAGAGUUUCCCAUGACCCCAACAGCCUACAAGGCCUCCGUGGAUAACCAGACAGAUAGCGGGAUGGUGCUGGCCUCCGAGGAGUUUGAGCAGCUGGAGAGCAGGCACAGACAAGAAGGCGGGCUCAGCUAUAACGGACCUGGCUGGAAUGUGGAUGUGACCAGGGCACACCCUGACCGCCCAGAGCAGCGACGGUGGCCUGACCAGGGCACACAGGGAGGCCAGGUGUUCUAUAACAGCGAAUACGGGGAGCUGGCAGGGCCACGAGGGGAGGACGACUGUAACCCAUUGGCCCACGCAGUCUUCUUUAUAGACAACAGCUAA